Molecule: messenger RNA, 588 nt
Organism: Monoraphidium neglectum
Lineage: Eukaryota; Viridiplantae; Chlorophyta; Chlorophyceae; Sphaeropleales; Selenastraceae
Exons: 2
Coding region: 1-588 (195 amino acids)
Source: RefSeq, a predicted model, not a curated record
AUGCACGCCUCAGAUCUGUCCACGCUGCCGGCUGCGUCGCUGGCGCAGCCAGAGCUGCUGCCCCGCCCCGGCCAGCCGCGCCGCGCCCCUCUCAUUAGCGCCGCCCGUCUCGCGCCUCGUGCCCCUGCCACCCCCUGCAGCAACUGCCCCUCCCUGUCGAGCCUGUCGGCCCGGCUCAGCUUCGCCCCCGCCUGCGCGUACCUGGCCGCCUGCCUGGCCACCUGCCGCCUCAUGGGGCGCCUCGCCAACCUCUCCUCCCUCACGCUGCGCUGCCCCGACAAGCGGCCCGCGCUGCUGGCGCCGCUGCGCCAGCUGGCGUCGCUGACGGCCCUGACCUUUGAGGGCGCGGCCGACCCGGCCAGCGGCGCGUGGCUGCCCGGCGGCCUCCGGCGGCUGUCAAUUGGGGCCGGCGGGCCGCGCGGGCUGCCCGCCGUCGGGCACGCGUGGCUCAAGGCAGUGCUCGCGUGCACGGGCCUAGAGAGCCUGCGGCUGAAUGUGAUGAGGGGGCGGGACCUGAGGCUUAACACUGGGCCGUUGGGGGUGCCCCCUUUCGCGGAGGACGCGUUUUAUGAAGCCAUCGGGAAGUGA